UUGACCAAUCACAGCACAUGUAGGAGGAGUGAUUUCCUGGAAGAAUAAUGUCACAGCUGCCAUGUGUGUUGUACCACUAGCCACCAUAUUUACAGCAAGUGCGGCUAGUUGACAUGUGUGAUGUGAAUGAAUGGUGAUUGUCUGAUUUACACGUACAUGUUUAGACAUUCCUAAAACGCGGGUAUAGAAGUAGUGACUGCUAAAUUCGCAAGUUUGUUUUUCUUGCGAGCAAAAACGGGGCCCUGAAGCCUCCCUCCUUCGGUGCUCCCCCACCGCUAUUAUCAAGCUAACCGGCUACGAUCUUCAGUGAAAGCCGGGAGUGGAACAGCUGGUUAUUUAGCAAGCUCACUUAGCCCGACUACCCGUUUACUUCUAGCUGAAUUUAGUUCCUCAGAUCAAACUGCUCACCGCUUGUUUAUCCUUUUAACCCAGUUGGCUAGUAACAUGAACAGAAUAUGGGGUUGUUGGUAAACGGAGCUUUCGCUUUGGCCUUCUUGUUACUUGCUAGCUACAAUCACGGAUCACGGUUUUGCUGGCAAGCGUGGCUGUAGCUGUAAAUAUCCAAGUCGGGGAAUCAACAGCUGAACUAGGGGGAAAGCAAAGUAACUUGGCUUCAGCGAGGCAGUCGGUGGAGCGAUUGAAUGCAGUAUUCCCGCCUGUGAUCCCAGACUUGUACUGCUGCCUGUCCUGAACCACCAACAAGCGAGUGCAGGUUUCCCUCCCCUUCCACCAGAGGGCACCCCUCCAACUUGUCUAUCGAAUUCCUGGUAGCCAUGGGAAAGAAGAGCCAGCGUCGCCCAGAUGAGGAGCAGUCGUCUUCAGAAGAGGAAGAAUAUGUGGUGGAGAAGGUGCUGGACCGGAGGAUGGUGAAGGGGCGUGUGGAGUACUUCCUCAAGUGGAAAGGCUUUUCAGAGAAACACAACACGUGGGAGCCAGAGAAAAACCUGGACUGCCCCGAGCUCAUUGCAGAGUUCAUGAAGACCUACAAGAAGGGCAGCAGCGGGGGAAGCACCCCCGGCACAGGCGGGGCUCGGGCCGCCAGCAUGGGCUCCUCAGGGGGGCGCUCCAAGGACAGCAGCAGCACCAAGAGGAAAAACUCCACCGAGGAAGAGGAGGAAGAGGGGGGCAGCAAGCCCAAGAGGAAGAAGGAGGACGACAUCCUGAUCGCACGGGGCUUCGAGCGGGGGCUGGAGCCUGAGAAGAUCAUCGGGGCCACAGACUCCUGUGGUGACCUCAUGUUCCUCAUGAAAUGGAAGGACUCUGAUGAGGCAGACCUGGUGCUGGCGAAGGAGGCCAAUCAGAAGUGUCCACAGAUUGUCAUCGCCUUCUACGAGGAGCGCCUUACCUGGCAUGAAGACGGGGACAAGAAGGAGAAAGGCGCUGUGAGCAUGUGAGCCGUGACGAGCUGCAGGGGGCGGGUGGCAGGAGCAGCGCGAGAGGAAACCCGUUCGAACAUCCCGUCUGCGGGCCCCGAACCCUGGAGACGACCGCUGACACCUUCACCUCCCGCUCCCCUCCCGCUCCUUGAGUGACUAGACCAUUUUAAAGUACACAAACCAACCAACCAACCAAGAAUGGAGGGCGUGGCCUGCUUCAUGACACCUCCCUUCACCCACCCCUUUCCCCCAACUACCAUGUACAGCCAAAACUCAAUGAUUACCAUCCAGGGUCAUUGUUACGGAAAAACUGAAGAGGAAAAUGGAAAACGAAACAGAGAGACAUGGGGAUGGGAGCUGGUUUGCUUUGAACAGUUUGGGGGGGCUUUUUUUUAAUCCUGGUUUGUCUACUGUGCUUUUGUGAUCUCUGGAAAAAAAAAAAAAGCUGUUAAUGUGGGAUGAGACGAUCCAGUUAGUUUUAGUUCAUGAAUGUCUUGAAAGCUUGUCUUCAGUGUGAAUGGGUGUAGAACAGGGGUUACCAAACUCGGUCCUGGUGCCUCCCCAUAUAUGCUGAUUUGUGUUCCAGCUGGUCUCUCUGUCAGUUGUCUCUCUUUGGAAAUGUCUUUCACUGCUGUUUUGUGUUGUUUUUUCACCUCAAACAUAUUUUAACCAAAUGCAGGCUUGACACACUGCCAGUUACUUUGGCUGUAAGCUAAUUUUCCACAAUUGGGUGUUUACCGUCUGUGACCAGGUGUCCGCACUUCCAGUAUUUAGGACACCAGUGUGAUUUCGCUUGUCAUUCAAUCAAUUAAUUUAUUGGGCAAAUGUAGCCUUUUUUCUGAAGGCUGUGUUUGCCACAUAGCAGAUUACAGACUGUAAUGGAUUGGUGGCAUGAGCGUUGAUGGGACUGAUCAACAAGUCCUUGAAUUAACACAGGCUAUUCAUUCUUUGUGGGGCACAUAUCUAUUUCUAAUAUUAUGUGGCCUUAUAAGGCAGAUUGUUGUCAAGUGUCUAACUCGGAUUGGUUUAGUAAUUGCUCUGUACACCUAGCAUACUGUAUUUACUGUUGGACCAAUAUGCAGCAUAUGCACAGAGGCCCCAGGAAUGAGUUUGUGAAGCCCUGGUGUAGAGAUUGUAGGCAAGUGUGUGGGGGAGUCUGAAACAUUCUCCCAGUGCAGGCGGCCAUACUGUGGUGUGACCUGAGAGUGGUCACCACUGAAAGUUAGCAUGGGCGUUUCCUCUUAAGCUACCAAUCCAUGAGCGAGGCCCAUGGUGCACUGGCUUUAGUGUUGAUGGCCUUGGGUUGUAGCUGGGUGGCCAAUGUGUGCAAGUUAGAAGGACGCAUUAAAACUGACCAUCUUGUGGAGGGCAACAGGGUCCAUAAUUACACAAUCGGCAAUCAUUCUUCAUCCAUUUCUCUGGUUGAAGAUCGCCAGAUUCUACAUGGAGGAAAAAUAUUGACCAUAGCAGCAAGACCAGUUUCUCAUAAAUUCACUUUUCACUUUGUUUUCCAUUACGUGUUUGUUUUGAUGUGCCCCUUUUCGCCUUGGAAGGGCACAAAAAACAUUCCAAAUGUGACAAUUUGACCUGUUAGAGCACUAGCUGAACCCAUUUGUGUGUUCUGAGAACGACCUGGUCGCGUUCUGUUCCAGUAAGGUGUGGGAGUAAAGCAGUACUUGGGUAUUUGGCUGCUUGGAUCUGCAUGUUCUGACUCUGAAAUGAAGUUUACGAGACCUCGGCUGCUCUCUUCGUCCAGGAGGAUUUGAGGUCAACGGGGGUCAGAGCUCUUAAUGGCACUGUUUGUGUUGUAGACCAACACAGUUUUUUAUUCUGGAAAAAGAGGCAAAUGCAACAUAAAUCUUCACUGAGCUAGAAAAAAAAAAGAUUACCUGUGUUAACGAGUGCGGUUAUUUUUAUGAGAACGCUGCUGAACUGGUUCUUUUCUGAACAUGUGAACACGGUUGUAUUUUAAAGGUAAGAAACAAUGUGUCAGUUUUAAUUCCAGUUUUAUUGCAAAUGUUGGCUUUUGAUGCAGACUGUGGCUCUCAUACUGCUGUGGCUCUGAAUGUGUAAAUAUCCAGAUUUUCAGAUAUUACUUAUCUGCAUGUGGAAAAAGAGACAAACGACUCUCCCAUUUGAACGUCAUGCUAAAAUCACUGUAGAUUGAGCUUCAUGUUAACAAAAUCAGGGUAGACUGUUUUGUUUUUCAAAUUAUAACUUUGACAAUCAGCAGAUUUCUCAUACGUGUGAAACCACGGGAUGGACGGGGAGGUGGGGUGUCUAUAGAAUUGCUAAUUGCAGCAGUUACCUGAAGCUCAAUGGCAGUGUGGUUCGGGUACAGGGUGCCCACAGUCCAUGAAAUUCUUUAGAAAGAUUUUCAUCCUGGAAAGUCAUGAAAAUGGGUUAAAUACUCUACUUUCCUGAAAAUCAUUAAAAUUGCCCAGAUCAAAACAAAGGAAGCAAAAUGUCCUAGCCCUUAUGAUAAGCCUGCCACCAAAAAUCAUUGUGGACUCCUGCCAAGAGAAUGUGCGUAACGUAUAAAUCUGACAGAUGCAACGUAGGCUGUAUGUUAUGCGUCUCAAGUAUUUCCCCCUGCAGGUUCAUCUCCAGGGUGGCACAGUUUCACAAGAGGAUGCUAAUUGCAUCAACAAAACAAUACCUAAACAAAACAUCUGUUCAUGAAGUACAGUAUUUGAACUAAAAAUCUUAUUUGGGUGGGAGCCCUGACCUAGGAUGGAAUUUUGCUGAAUGAACACAGCAUGCAUUGAAUUUUUUUACGUGUUUUUGAUCUUGGAAAAAUGGUUCUUGUGACCUUCUGAUAUGGUUAGACCCCCCAAAUGUGGCCCUAGUUUUGGCUGGCAUGAGUAUGGCUGAUGUCAGAUGAGCACAUGGGUCUGCCACAAAACUGACAUCACCUUCAGGGAUGGUCAGGAUAUCAGUGUGGUUAGUGUCCUUGGCUCUGGCCUUUGGGUCUUCAACUGAUUGAAGUAAUCAUAUUUUUUGGUGUGGCAUGGCAGCUUCACCCAAUCUGAGGGCCUCAUUGACCUAUCGCUGUUCACCAUGACAAAAACCACAGGUGACCGGAAUGAAGCCUUGCUGAAGGAGGAUGCAGGGUUCCCCACAAGCUCUCCACACUGGCAGGAGGCCUACUCUGUCUACAGGUGGUACGGUCACACCCCUUUUCCACUAUAGAGCUGGAACCAGGCUUGCACAAGCUGGAAGCAGUGGCUGACUCAGGACAGCACGCUUGGUUUUCCGCUGCAUUCCACUGAUCUUUCACACUGCUGCAAGCAGCGUUAGGCAGUUUUCCAACUGCCCAUGGUGACUUUGCAGGUAUUCCAUAUAAUGGGUUGAACCUACAGGACUUAAUGUAAAAGAAUGGAAACUUAACCAAAACCUGGACUAAGCAGGAACUGAACAACUUGGUUCUAGCUCCAUUGAGGAAAAGUGGUACCAUUUCACCCUCUACACCAAAGUUCUACCCCCAGCUGAAAUGUGAAUUGAAAUUCUGGUCAGGUUUCCAGUACAGAUGUAUUUCUCCAGUUGUUGUUGACACCUGCUUUGUCUCAACAUUGUUGCCGGUCAAAUACUGUAUGUUGUGAAGGCCCAGCCUCUGUUCCAGAGUGACUGAAUUCCCUGCGGACUGCAGCUGACACUCGUCUUUGUUUGAGCGUGGGGCUGCAACAAACUGCUUUCAUCCGGCUCAAGUCAGUAACAUAUAUUGGAAAUGGAAUAAUGGAAUAACAUAAAAACGGAUCCCCCUUCCCCACCUGCAAAAUAUCCCCUUGCAGAUUGUCAUUGCAGUCUCUCUCCAAGGCAUAUGUGACAGGGUUGUAGGAACUUUCAGUGUUGAUUUGUGAAACCAGGUACCAACUAAUUUGUGACCUGAGUAUUAACCUCUCCCUUUUUUUAAUGUUCUACACACACCCCCUCCCAUCACCCUCAACACCUCUAAUAUACAUGUACUUUUUUUUAAACUCAUUUUUAUCCAAUCUGAGUGUUUUCAAGAUGUGCUGCGAUCAGUGUAUGUUAC
This is a messenger RNA of Megalops cyprinoides (Indo-Pacific tarpon), 5409 nucleotides long. RefSeq names its product chromobox protein homolog 5-like. Lineage: Eukaryota; Metazoa; Chordata; Actinopteri; Elopiformes; Megalopidae. Gene Ontology annotation, biological process: chromatin organization; negative regulation of transcription by RNA polymerase II. Gene Ontology annotation, cellular component: pericentric heterochromatin; nucleus. The transcript is spliced from 6 exons. The record is from RefSeq and is a predicted model, not a curated record. Bases 774 to 1394 code for a protein of 206 amino acids. Gene Ontology annotation, molecular function: chromatin binding.